AUGGCGAUUCUUGAAAUCUCAUCUAUCUAUCAGUCGUCUAUCUAUCUACCUAAGUCCGUAACAAUAUAUUCAAUGAUAUGGACAAACAUCAUUUUUCUAUCUAGUCUAUCUACAGAUCUCCUUAAUAAAUAUCUAAAACCAUCUAUGUCUGGAGGUCCAAAAAUUAACAGUAUUCUUUUCAUUUGUUCUUCUUUAUUUUCAUUUUUCCAAAUUUUCUUAAUCCUUUCUUCUUCUUCUUAUCUUUUUCUUAGUUUUGACAACAUUUUCUUAUUGGUUCUUUUUCAAUCUUCUUCUUCUCUAAUUUCAUUCCUUUUUCUUCUCAUUCUCACCCAUCUUGCUCGUUUAUUAAUAUUAUUAUUAUUAUUAUUCAGCUCACCUUCGGACUUCUUCUUCUUCAUCAUGGUUUCAUUUAUCUCCCCUUUCACAUUCUUCUUAAUUCUUUUCCUCUUCUUCUUCUUCUUCUUCUUUUCUUCCUUACAACAUUUUUUGGUCAAAUUGCUGUUUGAUUAUUGGAAAAAUCUGUCAUUCUUAUUUUCUCUUUUUUUACUUUCUCUUAUCUGUAAAUGUGAACUCUUUUCUCUAAAUCCAAAUAUUUGUUUUGCAAUUUCACCAGAUUUUAGCUUCUUUUUUAAUAACAGAUUUUCAUUCUUCGCUCUUCUUCCUUUUUCUUUCUUGUCAGUUGAAUUGCCAAAAUUUAUUUUUAACCUUCAAACUCUCGCUUUCUUGAGAAUCCCUUCUUUUCUGACGAUGCGAGAGAUAAUAUUAAAUUAA
Messenger RNA from Acanthosepion pharaonis, 771 nucleotides. NCBI's taxonomy places the organism in Eukaryota, Metazoa, Mollusca, Cephalopoda, Sepiida, Sepiidae. The record is from the annotation of a GenBank genome assembly.